AUGUUACAAUAUAAAGCAAAAUCAUUACCUAAUUUAUUCAUUAAUAAUAAUGGAUAUAAAAGAAUACCAAAUUUAAUUUGUUUAAAUUCAUCAAGUUUAAAUUUUAAUUCAAGUGAUAAUAAUUCAGAUAAUUUAAUCUUUUCAACUGAUAGUUUAAAAUAUAUUAAAGAAACAGAAUCUUCAAUUUCAAAUGAUGAAAACGAAAAUGAAAAUGGUUAUAAUAAUGAUUUAUUUAGUUUUAAUGGAGAUUCAUCAUCAAUUAAACAAUUUAAAACUUCAAAAAGAGCAAAUUUCAAAAGAUUUUUAAAUAAUUUAUUUGGUGUCAAGAAUAAAGGGUUUAUUUAA
Insectozyma verbasci is the source of this 345-nucleotide messenger RNA. The record is from the annotation of a GenBank genome assembly. NCBI's taxonomy places the organism in Eukaryota, Fungi, Ascomycota, Pichiomycetes, Serinales, Debaryomycetaceae.